CAUAAAUUCUGGUAUUGACAGUCAAAGUGUCAAGCUAUGUAGCAUUUUUUCUGAACUAAUUGAAAGUUAAUUUCGACGGAGAAGACGUUGAUUUUUUGAAUCAAAAGUUAUUGGCAUUGAAUAUGAUUGGUUCAAGGCUGCCACGUGAACAAACUUUGUUUUGCAUUUAUCCUUUCCGUCGCAUUUACAAAAAUGGCGGCAGUAUCUUCUGACCGACAUUGUUGCAAACAUACUGCAGAAUAUAUAUUUAAACUUCUUAUUAUUGGUAACUCUUCGGUCGGCAAAACAUGUUUUCUUUUUAGAUAUUCUGAAGAUUCCUUUACUUCAGGCUUUGUAUCAACUGUUGGGAUCGAUUUCAAAGUUAAGACAGUGUUUCGCAAUGAUAAACAAAUCAAAUUACAAAUAUGGGACACUGCUGGUCAAGAAAGAUAUCGAACUAUAACGACUGCAUAUUAUCGGGGAGCUAUGGGUUUUAUAUUAAUGUAUGAUGUUACCAAUGAAGAAUCAUUUAAAGCUGUUGCUGACUGGGCUGGUCAAGUGAAGACUUACUCAUGGGAUAAUACUCAAGUAGUUCUUGUGGGGAACAAAUGUGACAUGGAUGAAGAGCGUGCUGUCACUUAUGAACAAGGAAAAAAGUUAUCUGAGCAACUCGGUUUUCCAUUUUUUGAAACAUCUGCUAAAGAUAACAUUAAUGUCAGGGCAGCUUUUGAUAAACUAGUUGAUGUCAUAUGCGAUCGAAUGACUGAUACAGAACCACCUUUAAUAUCAAAGUUUGAUCCAAGCGAUCAAAACAAUUUUUUAAAUCAGCAGUCAGGUGGUGAAUGUAAUUGUUAACUGACACACAAUCAUUAGGAACAUAGGUUAAAAUAAAUUGUAAUGAUUACAUUUUGGUAAAAACUGAAGUUUAGGUGUUAUAAUUUAAAUUGGCAUUAUAAUUUGUUAAUUUUUUCAUUUUUUGUUUACUUUAUUAUAUAACGCUUUAUACGAUUUUCAUAUAAUUACUUUUUUUUUUUUAACGUUACGCAAAUUAUCUCGCAUCCUACGUCGAUUUUUCAGUUAAAGACAUUUUACGCUGAUCUGUAAUCAAGUCCACAAUUUGUGUUUUAAUGUCUACAUAAAAAAUAAAGAUUUUUCUAUGUGUAUA
This is a messenger RNA of Hydra vulgaris (swiftwater hydra), 1144 nucleotides long. RefSeq names its product ras-related protein Rab-3C. Gene Ontology annotation, biological process: protein secretion; regulation of exocytosis; protein localization to plasma membrane. Gene Ontology annotation, molecular function: myosin V binding; GTP binding; GTPase activity. The record is from RefSeq and is a predicted model, not a curated record. Gene Ontology annotation, cellular component: plasma membrane; endosome; synaptic vesicle. NCBI's taxonomy places the organism in Eukaryota, Metazoa, Cnidaria, Hydrozoa, Anthoathecata, Hydridae.